Messenger RNA from Mus caroli (Ryukyu mouse), 1549 nucleotides. It is a transcript of the gene Tmem150a, whose product is annotated as transmembrane protein 150A. Gene Ontology annotation, cellular component: plasma membrane. The record is from RefSeq and is a predicted model, not a curated record. Gene Ontology annotation, biological process: protein localization to plasma membrane. Lineage: Eukaryota; Metazoa; Chordata; Mammalia; Rodentia; Muridae.
GGCCCUUUAAACCUUUCAGGGCUGCUCCGAGGGCCGCAGCUGGAGACGCGGCCACGAGGGGGCCGAGCAGGGAACGGCGGCAGCGGCGGCGGGGAGCUCUGGGGAGGCCAGGGCAGCUGAUGAUUGUGACCGAAAUAUCUCAAGGUAGCUGGGCCUGCCCCCUCUUCCCCACCUACCUGUUGUCCUUACCCCCAAACUACCACCACCCUGGCUCCACUCCCUCAUGACCGCCUGGAUCCUCCUUCCUGUCAGCCUGUCAGCCUUCUCCAUCACCGGCAUAUGGACUGUGUAUGCCAUGGCCGUGAUGAACCGCCACGUGUGCCCAGUGGAGAACUGGUCCUACAAUGAGUCCUGCUCUCCUGACCCUGCUGAACAAGGGGGCCCUAAGAGCUGCUGCACCCUGGAUGAUGUUCCUCUCAUCAGCAAGUGUGGCACAUACCCCCCGGAGAGCUGCCUCUUCAGCCUCAUUGGCAACAUGGGUGCUGUUAUGGUGGCCCUCAUCUGCCUCCUUCGGUAUGGGCAGCUCCUGGAGCAGAGCCGGCCCUCCUGGAUCAAUACCACUGCACUCAUCACUGGUUGCACCAACGCUGCAGGCCUUGUGGUGGUCGGCAAUUUUCAGGUGGACCAUGCCAAGUCUCUACACUACAUCGGAACUGGUGUGGCCUUCUCUGCUGGGUUGCUCUUUGUGUGCCUGCACUGUGUUCUCUUCUACCAUGGGGCCACCACCCCCCUGGACAUGGCUAUGGCCUACCUUCGAAGUGUGCUGGCUGUCAUCGCCUUCAUCACCCUGGUCCUUAGUGGAGUCUUCUUCCUCCACGAGAGUUCUCAGCUCCAGCAUGGAGCUGCCCUGUGUGAAUGGGUGUUUGUCCUCGAUAUCCUCAUUUUCUACGGCACCUUCAGCUAUGAGUUCGGGGCAAUCUCCUCAGACACACUGGUGGCCGCACUACAGCCUGCCCCGGGCAGGGCCUGUAAGUCCUCUGGGAGCAGCAGCACCUCUACCCACCUCAACUGUGCUCCUGAGAGUAUUGCCAUGAUCUGAGGUCUGGAGGGUGGCUGGCCCAGCCUCCAAAACACCCGCGCCCUCUACCUUCUUUGCAUUUAUUUUGUACCAAAAACAAGUUUUAGAGAGUAUUGUUGGGAUCUAGGCUUCCUUACUCCUGGAGAAGUGGCCAUCCAACACCCACCUGUGCCAGAGGGCUAGGGCCUCCACAGCUGCCUCUGCUGCUUGCCCUGUCUCCUCAUACCAGAGUAGUAUUCUGUGUUAAGGUCACCUGUCCUCCCUUGCCCAGCCAGCCCUUCAGGUGCCUUCUACUCCCAGUGCCAGAGCCAGACCACUGGGGCCUUCCGCUGCAGGAAUUGGGGCUGGGGCGGCAGGGGCUCAGGAGUCUGGAUGAUGGGAGGAGCAUGCCUUAGCCUAAGGGAAGGCCCACCCAGCUGCACUUGGGUUCUUCACUCUGCCCCUCACACUUCCUUUAGGGCAAAUAACACAGCAGAACCACACGAGUAUUUUAGUACUUUUUUAUAUCUAUUAAAAGAAUUCUAAUUUGCA